Molecule: messenger RNA, 3870 nt
Organism: Bubalus bubalis (water buffalo)
Lineage: Eukaryota; Metazoa; Chordata; Mammalia; Artiodactyla; Bovidae
Gene: MCL1
Product: MCL1 apoptosis regulator, BCL2 family member
Exons: 3
Coding region: 159-1211 (350 amino acids)
Biological process (GO): extrinsic apoptotic signaling pathway in absence of ligand; release of cytochrome c from mitochondria; mitochondrial fusion
Cellular component (GO): mitochondrial outer membrane
Molecular function (GO): protein homodimerization activity; channel activity; protein heterodimerization activity
Source: RefSeq, a predicted model, not a curated record
AUAGUGUUUUUUUUUAAGAGGUGCUGACGCCAUUGCGUAGGACUGGCCCUAAAACCGUGAUCUCGGAGCGCCUCUCUCAGAGCUUACUUCCGCUCUCUUCAAGUUAGGGAUCGGGCUCAGCCUCCACUUUCCUCAGGCGGCAGCGGCAGCGGUUCGCGAUGUUCGGCCUCAAGAGAAACGCAGUAAUCGGACUAAACCUCUACUGUGGGGGAGCCGGAUUAGGACAGGGCAGCGGCGCCUCCUCUCCGGGGGGGCGGCUCUUGGCUGCGGGGAAGGAGGCCACGGCGCGGCGAGAGGUAGGGGGAGGGGAAGCCGGCACGGUGAUUGGCGGAAGCGCCGGCCCGAGCCCCCCGGCCACUCUUGCGCCCGACGCCCGGAGGGUCGCGCGGCCCUCGCCCAUUGGCGCCGAGGGCCCCGACGUCACCGCGACCCCCACCAGACUGCUGUUCUUCGCGCCCACACGCCUCGCGUCGCCGCCUGAAGAGAUGGAAUCCCCGAUCUCCGACGCCAUCAUGUCGCCCGAAGAGGAGCUGGACGGGUGCGAGCCAGACCCUCUCGGGAAGCGGCCUGCCGUCCGGCCUUUACCUUUGUUGGUCGGAGAAGCCAGUAACAACAGUCCAGGCUCGGACGGCUCGCUGCCCUCGACGCCGCCCCCAGCAGAGGAGGAGGACGACGAGUUAUAUCGGCAGUCCCUGGAGAUUAUCUCUCAGUACCUCCGGGAGCAGGCAACCGGCGCCAAGGACGCGAAGCCCCUGGGCGGGUCUGGGGCCACCAGCCGGAAGGCGUUGGAGACCCUGCGCCGAGUCGGGGAUGGGGUGCAGCGCAACCACGAGACGGCUUUCCAAGGCAUGCUUCGGAAACUGGACAUCAAAAACGAAGACGAUGUCAAAUCUUUGUCUCGAGUGAUGGUUCAUGUUUUCAGUGACGGAGUAACAAACUGGGGCAGGAUUGUGACUCUUAUUUCUUUUGGUGCGUUUGUGGCCAAACACUUGAAGAGUAUAAAUCAAGAAAGCUGCAUCGAACCACUAGCAGAAAGCAUCACAGAUGUUCUCGUAAGGUCAAAACGAGACUGGAUAGUCAAACAAAGAGGCUGGGAUGGGUUUGUGGAGUUCUUCCAUGUAGAGGACCUAGAAAGCGGCAUCAGAAAUGUGCUGCUGGCUUUUGCAGGUGUUGCUGGAGUAGGAGCUGGUUUGGCAUAUCUAAUAAGAUAGCCUUUUAAGUGCAAUAAUUGAUUCUUCAACCACCAAAAACAGCCACGAAAAUCACCACUGUGAACUCAUACAUAUUUAUGAAGUCGGACAUCAGGCUGUGCAGGCCAUCACCUAGCGAUGGAUAAAACCAAGUGACAGGAGGAUUGUGGCUAACAGUAAUAAACACAUGAGAAAAGUAAUUUCCCUUGAAGAGUCAGUAUCUGAAAGAAGCUGAGUUCCAUUUCAGCAACAGGCAACCUUUGGGAAGCUAUGGAGAUGGACAUUUUGGUGAAGACUGUAGAGUGGAGAGACAACUCUCCUAGAACAGGAAAUGGACAGGCUGGUCAUAGAUAUGCCCACUGAAUUCAUAAACUUUUGUAUAGUGUUAAAAUAGAAGCACUAACAACGCCAGUAGCACGUGUAAAAUUUAAGCUACAACUAUGACAAGAAGCCUCAGUACUGUACAGCAGAGUGAAGGGAAGCUUUUUUCCUCUGUAGUUAGCUUUCCCAUGUGGGAUUCUUCAAUAGACCAAAUGCUCAGGAUGUUUAUAGCUGUUCUACUUUGAGGGAUUCUUAUUUGCCUAAUGUCGUGGCCAAGAAUACUGAAAGUUUGAAUAGAAUUACAAAUUUGGAAUGUUCAAUUUUGAAAAACUGUUUAUCUGUAAAAAUUGUUUAUAAGUUUGGAAAUUAGUAUUAAUCAAAAAGAUAAAAACAAAAUUUAUUUUCAUUUUUUCAUACCCUUAAAUUCAGUUUCUAUAGUUAGGAACCUGUUUCUUACAGCUCUUCUAUUCUAAUCUUUGUUCUAGUCAAUACUAGUUUGUAUACAGAACCAGCUGAUGUAAUGGUAUGCAACCUGGUGUAGUACAACAAUUCUGAUAACUAUGCAGGCUUUAAUUUUCCUAUCUUGAUUUGGGUAAGUAUUUCUUAAACUGCUGUUUGGGGGGGUUUUUUGUUUUUUUAACCUGGGACUGAGAAAUUAAUGGAAAUUAAUCCUUUCACUUUGUUACAACCUGGGUUUUCAAUAAUUGAGUCAAGGUUUUAAGGUUUAUUUUGGGGGUGGACCACACAGGCUGAUGACUUUCAGAUGAUGGGCUCUGAUUAGGCAACUACUUAUUUUGAAUUCCUUCCAUUUGUCCUAAUUUAACUGGUGCAAUUUAAACUGAGUUCAUGAGCUCAUCUUCAGAGCUUUUGCUAAAAGAUUUUCAGGUGUUCCAAUAGGAAUAUGUAUAAAAAGAUCACAUCAGGUGGAUGAGAGACAUUUGACCCCUAUUUGCUUAAUAAAUUGUACAAUAAUGGCUUGGCAAAGCAAGCUAUAGUCUAACCAUGGUGCUAUUAUUAGGCUUGCUUGUUAAAACACAGGUCUAAGCCUAGCCUGUGAAUAAAACAGAUACUUAUUUCAUUUUUAUUAAUGAUUCUUGAACUUUUAUUUCCUAUCCUUCCUUAAAAUAUUUGCUGCUUAUUCUGCUCACUCUACACAUAUUUAUAUUAGUCCCUACAAAUUUACCUUGCCAUUCCUGAACUCUUAUUAGCCCUUUUGGUUUUUGGCAUUAGCAACCUAAGUGACCACCCACAGAGUCCUCCGACCUUCCUCAUUUUUGAAUUUUAUCUUAGGAGAUGGCAGAAGAGUGGAUGCUGACAGUAACAGUCAUGAGGUGAGAAGAGUCCCUUUUUGUACUAGUAUCUUACUGGGUGUUGCUUAACUCUGGGGAGAAAUUUUCAAAAGUCCCCUUAGGGGUUUUCAGAGAAGGGGACAACUUCUUAGGUGAUUUUCUCUAGGUACCUUUGCAUUUGGAUAUGCUCACUUAAAAUUGAUGGGCUCUUUUGUUAAACCUCAAAGUUAUAUAAAAGUUACUAGUAAACCGAAGAAAACUACAGUGGAACCAGGAUCAUUUGAAAACUUGAGCCUCUGAAUGUGACCUUUAGUUUGUGGACUCCAGAUGAAAAUAGACAUGAAUAAAAUGACUAAGAAUGUAAUAAGGGAAUAAUUGCCCUGCCUGCCCAUCUCUAAGCCUUAAGGUCAUCUAGCUAGAGCUAUUUUUUUAUCUGUGUAUUUAUCAUUGUGAUCAGAGACCACUUAUUUAUAUCAUGUCUAUCUCUAAGGACCUAAAAGCACUUUAUAUAGUUAAUUAAUCUUAAGAUCUAGUUAAGGUGACUGAAAGGCCUGUCUCCCCAUAGCCAGUUGUGGAAAUAAGCACAGAGAUGUAAAUUGAUGGAAUUUAGGGGCCCCAUUUCCACUUUACUAGGUGUGAGUGCUGAAAUGUAAAGGAGGAUCUAAAAUUGAUAUUUUGGUCAGCAGCUGAUGAUGAGGGUUUAGGGAGCCCAAUUGCCUUGGGGCAAGGUGAGGGCUUCUGUAGGGAGAAGAGGCACAUGUUGUAAGUGCUGACUACAUAUGUGCAGGCAAAUCCUCCACAGUGGAAAGGGAGGGGCUGCUUGGAAAGACGGCUCUCAGCAGCUUCUGUCUGAUGCUUCUCUCAGGGAAAACCCUGCAGUCCUUCAGUCUUGAUCCGUGUACAUUUUGUUGGGGGUGAACACCUUGGUUCUGGUUAAAACAGCUAAUGCUGUUGACAGCUGUGCCGAGAAGGGUUAGGACCAACAAGCUAGUGUGGGCUAUCAAAUGCAGUGUGUUUCCCUAACUUCCUGUCUUUCCUGAGAAGAAAAUAAAUAUUUUAUUCAAAUACAA